Messenger RNA from Spizellomyces punctatus DAOM BR117, 1032 nucleotides. RefSeq lists its product as uncharacterized. The transcript has 4 exons. The record is from RefSeq and is a predicted model, not a curated record. NCBI's taxonomy places the organism in Eukaryota, Fungi, Chytridiomycota, Chytridiomycetes, Spizellomycetales, Spizellomycetaceae. Bases 344 to 742 code for a protein of 132 amino acids.
AACGGCGCGAACACGGGCAAUAGUUGCAAAGUCUGGACAUAGCUGAUCGCUUCGCGGUAGGACGAUUGCGGCCAAGGUCUCUGGAGGCAAGCACUGAAGACUGGGGCUCUCUUGAGAAGCCAAGGCACGGGGGGGUGGAGAUUGCAUUUGCGGAGAACAGGUCCUAGCUCCUGGUUAACAAGAUAGCAACUUGGCCGUACUGUCGACACAGCGUUGGAAACACCAAUGGUCUGGAAUUCGUUUCAGUAAACAUUGCGUAAAGUGUUGAAAUGUGCAGAUUGGUUGGGCGAAAGAAGAGCACCAUUAUCGGUGGCUAUCAUAACUGCUGGUCUAUUUCCAAUUUAUGGUUCAAUGCAUAUCAAGAAUGGUGCCAUCUUUGGUAUGGAUGUAUGGACGAUCGAAUGAUGAAAUCGCGGGCAGCACGCAAGCUCCAGGUUGGAUGCCAGCGGGAGCGAUUGUUGUGUAUGACAAUGGGUCAACUGUAAUCGCAGGAUCUGCUGCCGUUUGCCUUGAGUGCCGAGUUGAGAACUUGAACCAGUUAAGAUUAGACCGCAGGGCCCGAAUCUCAUCUAUUGGUAAGAGAGCACAAGGAGCGCAUCGGACUUUUGUAAAUCCUAAUUACCUUGGUCAGCACAGCAAUAGGCUCAAUACGCUGUGGGCGCUAUCCUCGACCCACAUUUGUCAAAUAGAUUGCUAUCGGAUUGCCGCUACUACGCUCUCUUGCGCUUUGAGUAUCCAAUAGAUAUAACUGGGGCGAGGGUGUAGCUUUUGUCCUCUUCUCGGUUCGGCAUCGGGAGACUUGCCUGAUAUUACAUAAGUUUUGCUGAUAGUACUGUAUAUAUCGUUCUGGCGCAAACUCCAAGUCAUGGUUCGGGACAUCAUCGUCUAGUUCGCAGAAUUCAUCAUCACGCUUCCACCUCGUAGUCCGGCCUUUGUUGUCCAUAAAGGCCCCUGGACUUUUCCUUUUUCCCAGAGAAAUACUUGGUAUCAUAUAAAUUCGAAAGGGCCUCUCGCGUCGGCCUCAAUAUCGCC